Bolinopsis microptera is the source of this 864-nucleotide messenger RNA. RefSeq lists its product as uncharacterized. Lineage: Eukaryota; Metazoa; Ctenophora; Tentaculata; Lobata; Bolinopsidae. The transcript has 2 exons. Bases 1 to 864 code for a protein of 287 amino acids. The record is from RefSeq and is a predicted model, not a curated record.
AUGGCCCUAAACGUGGACUGGAGAGGACAUCGCACCAACAAGGAGGUCUUUGGAUCACUCCCAAGAGUUAUUUCGAAGAUACAGGCCAGAAGAAUGAGCACAACAAACAGUUCAACUAACAACAAUAGCACAACAAACAGUUCAACUAACAACAAUAGCACAACUAACAGUUCAACUAACAACAAUAGCACAACAAACAGUUCAACUAACAACAAUACCACAACAAACAGUUCAACUAGCAACAAUAGCACAACUAACAGUUCAACUAACAACAAUAGCACAACAAACAGUUCAACUAACAACAAUAGCACAACAAACAGUUCAACUAACAACAAUACAACAACUAACAGUUCAACUAACAACAAUAGCACAACAAACAGUUCAACUAACAACAAUAGCACAACUAACAGUUCAACUAACAACAAUAGCACAACAAACAGUUCAACUAACAAUAAUAGCACAACAAACAGUUCAACUAACAACAAUAGCACAACAAACAGUUCAACUAACAACAAUAGCACAACAAACAGUUCAACUAACAACAAUAGCACAACAAACAGUUCAACUAACAACAAUACCACAACAAACAGUUCAACUAACAACAAUACCACAACAAACAGUUCAACUAACAACAAUACCACAACAAACAGUUCAACUAACAACAAUACCACAACAAACAGUUCAACUAACAACAAUAGCACAACAAACAGUUCAACUAACAACAAUAGCACAACAAACAGUUCAACUAACAACAAUACCACAACAAACAGUUCAACUAACAACAAUAGCACAACUAACAGUUCAACUAACAACAAUACCACAACAAACAGUUCAACUAACAACAAUACCACAACAAACAGUUGA